CUGAAGUCAAGAAACUCACUGCAGCUGCUGAGUGUCCUCUGCAAUGGAGCAACAGCCGUCCAAUUCUUCAAAAAUGGAAACGUUUCGCCUUUUUGAUGGCAAUCCCCAACCUGGGUUUGGUUUAAAUUUUCUUGAAUCUCCGGAAAAACCCUUUCCCGCUCUACCUCCUUGCUUUGAAGUCCUCCCCUCUCAGGUAUCAUCAAAUGUGAAGUAUACGGUGGAAAGUGUAGAUAUUGAUGGGAUUACACUGAUUAAGGGAAGGGUGAACAGUAAGGAGGUUUUCGCCUUUUCCAAUUUGGAUUUAGUGCCAGGGAAAUAUGAAGGAGGGUUGAAAUUAUGGGAAGGUUCGGUGGAUUUAGUGAAAACUCUUCAAUCAGAGAUGCAAGAUGGGAAGUUGUCACUUGCUGGAAAGCGAGUUUUAGAGGUGGGCUUCAAUUGCUGAGGUGAUCGUACAAUCUUCUGCUGCCAUGUUUAUCUAUGACUUUUCAAAAACCUUGUUGCUGUUUGCCAAUUUUUUACUGAUUUUUGUGCUUAAAUGUAAAAUAGAGAUGCUCGAUA
Molecule: messenger RNA, 558 nt
Organism: Coffea eugenioides
Lineage: Eukaryota; Viridiplantae; Streptophyta; Magnoliopsida; Gentianales; Rubiaceae
Product: histidine protein methyltransferase 1 homolog
Exons: 4
Coding region: 44-442 (132 amino acids)
Source: RefSeq, a predicted model, not a curated record